Rhopilema esculentum is the source of this 2672-nucleotide messenger RNA. RefSeq lists its product as uncharacterized. Gene Ontology annotation, cellular component: Fanconi anaemia nuclear complex. NCBI's taxonomy places the organism in Eukaryota, Metazoa, Cnidaria, Scyphozoa, Rhizostomeae, Rhizostomatidae. The record is from RefSeq and is a predicted model, not a curated record. Gene Ontology annotation, biological process: cellular response to oxidative stress; interstrand cross-link repair; nucleotide-excision repair.
CCGAAGAAAACAACAAGAUUUUGAUGAAUCACUUAUCUGAUAUUCAAAAUGACCUUGAAAAACGAAGUGAAGUUUUAAAAGAAUUAGGGGAAUAUUUGACUAAGCUCGACAACUGGAUGAAGUUGAGAACGGUAUGCAAGUAUAAAACUCAUUAUUGCUCUGAUUUUGGAGCCGCCAAAAACAAAUCAUUUCCGCCAAUCAUAAAACCAUCACUCAUAACAUAGUUAAUUUAAAUAUUAUUAUUACAUGUAUACGGGUUUGUGAAGAUUUUCAGCAAUGCUUUUGUCAUUACCUCUUAUUUGAUCAACGUUGCAUGAUUGUUAGUGACGCUCCCUUUUUGCACAUGCAGCUGACUUACAACAUGAUUCAAUUUAUACCAUAAGUUCUUGAAUAAGACCCCACCUUUGAAUAAGCCCCCUCUUCGAAUUAACCUCCACCCUAAAGUAAUUUGUGAAAUAAGCCUGCAUCUUCGAGUAAGCAUGGAUUCAAUGGCAGCUGCACUCCCUGUUAAUUUUUGUAAUAUUACGGGUAUUCUCUCGCACACACAUAGGAUGGGCACCCAAAAGUGUGUCAUUCUAAAUUUAGAUCAGUUUUGCCAAGCUUCAGUGGCCCUGGGGCAAAACUGAAGAAUAAUGGCCCUUGUACAGGAAGCAAGCAGAAAAUUUUGCAGCAACGUUCUUUGGAUUAGUUCAAAAUACAUUUCAGAGUGAUUUGAUGUAAAAUUGAUUUAAACAAAGGAAAAGUGCCGGCCAAUUUUUGGUAUCAACAGCCAAUGGUCUGAGAGUACAAAUGCAAUAUUGAAAGAACUGCCAAGCACCGGAAAACUGCUCUCUCAAGUCUACAGAGUAUUCAAAGAUUACAAUGAAGCUGGCUUCCUUUCCGGUGUGUUGCUGGACUGCAUCACAAAUUUCUCAAAUUUACUCAAUUCCUUGAGAGAUGACACUUCUAAGCACAACAAAAGAGUUCAAUGCUGGGCAGCUGAAUUGCUACAGAUCUGUACACUUUCUUGCAUAAGUGAAGAUGAAGCUAGACUAAUGGACUUAUUCGGAACCUCACAAGAUGAACUGGUUGAUGCCCAAAUUGUGGAGGUAGCAUCAAUUAUCAACAAUUUGCAGCCCGAUGAGGGACUUCAUUUGAAACUGCAGGACAUUUCACAAAUGCUCUUACCAUUAAUUGAAGAACCAAAACUGAAAUGCAUUAUUGAAUCAGUUGUUAUUCUGCACGAAAAAAGUCUCCGGGUUUCAAGGUUAGAUCAAAUUGUUGGUUCCGCCACGAAUGAAUUCUUCAAAAAACUUGCUAGCUGCCGAAAUCUUGUUAAAGGUUUUAGCGACGAUAGCCUCGUUGCCCUCUGGAGAUGCUACCUUCCUGCGUUUGAAUUCGAGAUCAUUGACCUUGUGAAAAUGGCCGUUUGCAGGCCGUUUAAUGACAGCUACUCAAUUUCAAAGUUGUUGGAGACUGAAGCGAGCCUUGUCUGCACUUGCUGCAAUAAUUAUCUGGAGUUUUAUGAAUGCACUUUUGAUACCCUGAGACAAUGCUUGCGGAAAUUUGGUUGCUACCCAACCUUGGUUUCGCUAAUCAGCACUUUACAUGGAAUGAUUCUUAUGAAAUUAUCUCAGAAUGAUUUGCUCAAUAACUCAUUUGUUUCUGAUGUGUUUCUUUCUUUACCGCCGACAAUUGAAGGUUUGAGUCUUGAUUCAAAGUUGAACGCUGUUAUGUUUAUGUCACACGAAUUAAAUCGCCUAGAACAUUGCAACUUAUAUGACAGUAGAUCAGACACGUGGUUUGCCUUGGUGAAAUACAAAUAUGUCGUUGACAGCGCACUCACUUUCACCUUCCACGAUUCAACAUCUCAUAUAGAGCACUGCAUUGAUCUUCUUUGCUGGUUCUACUUUCCAACAAAGCCGAUAGCAGCAAAGAAAACCUUUCAAGCUGUCAUCUCGAAUUUAAAAGGCCUUGUAUCAAGAAAUUUGUUACAAGUAUCGGAUCUUUCUGAUGUUAUCAACUCAUGCACGAGCAAUGUGGCUGAUGGUAUUAACCCAAUACCAUUGCUCCGUGCCUUGGUAUUUCAGUUCUUGAUUCGUGCCAAUGCAAGUCAUUGCAUCAUGCAAGAAUCCCUUUCUAUGGUUACAGAGGAUCUUACAAAUGAAGAAAAGUUGGAUUCGUGGCUCCGUUCUUUGGAACAAUAUUUUAUGGACGGCUGCAAUGACGGGGACAAAUUUAAGCUUGCCAAUUUCAGAAAAGUUAAGAAAAGAGCAUUUAUUCUCAACCUACGUGUUUUGUUAGAUCAAAUAAGCCCAGAAAAUUUUUUAUCUGUCAAUGCCAAGCGUACAACGGCUUCAGAAGAAGACCAGUGCCAACAAGAGUGCCAACAAGACUUAAUAAAACGCACCAUGAAGUUGAUACAGAUAAUUGAAGCAAGUCAUUAAUAUUGCAUUUAUAUUUAUAUUUAGAUAGACCUUAGUCAUUUUAUCAGAUUUUCGUUGUUCAUAAACAUAUAUUCUGUAGGCAACCCUUAAUAAUGAGCUUGUUGCCUUAGCGAUUUACUUCAAAGAGGAAGGCUAUCCAUUUUUCCGUUCUUCGUUUCCGUUUCGCAAUUAGGAUCUGCCAUGCCCACCUGCAGCGUUUUUUAGAAAGCAGCCUCACUUUGAAAUUUUCGAGGUAAGCAUGAAUGC